Molecule: messenger RNA, 945 nt
Organism: Pungitius pungitius (ninespine stickleback)
Lineage: Eukaryota; Metazoa; Chordata; Actinopteri; Perciformes; Gasterosteidae
Product: olfactory receptor 52N5-like
Exons: 1
Coding region: 4-945 (313 amino acids)
Biological process (GO): detection of chemical stimulus involved in sensory perception of smell; G protein-coupled receptor signaling pathway
Cellular component (GO): membrane
Molecular function (GO): olfactory receptor activity; odorant binding
Source: RefSeq, a predicted model, not a curated record
UUGAUGGAAAACUACACUUAUAACAGUCCCACGCUCCAGCUGGAAGCUUUGAAUAUUUCAAAAUAUUAUUUCUACCCUGUCUUUUUCUUCUUGUUGUUCUCCUACCUGUUUAUAAUUAUUUCAAACGUGAGCAUUGUAGUUAUAAUUUUCAUUGACAAAAGCCUUCACCAGCCAAUGUAUUUCCUUUUCUGCACCCUGUCUUUAAAUGAUAUACUUGGGAAUUCUAUCCUUUUACCCCGUUUGCUUCUGGACAUGAGGAGACCUCCCUCAGAGCUCUUCAUCAGUUAUUACGAAUGUGUGGUCCAAGCUUUUACCACACACUUGUUUGGUACCACCAGUCACACUGCGCUCAUGAUUAUGGCCUUUGACAGAUAUGUGGCCCUCAGUAAUCCCCUGCAAUAUACUACAAUAAUGACUAAUCGAAUGGUGAUAAAGCUGAAAGUUUCUGCCUGGUUAGUGGCCUUGGUUUUGGUUGGGGGUUUACUCGGUCUAACCAUACGACUGAACCGAUGUAGGACUCAGAUCUUAAAACCUUACUGUGACAACGCCUCACUGUUUAAACUCUCCUGUGAGAGUGUGCUGAUUAAUAAUAUCUAUGGCCUCACUUUCACCAUAGUACUUUUGACAUCUUCCAUAGGCUGUAUGGUUGUCACUUAUACUAAGAUCACAGUAAUCUGUCUCACCAGUAACAGCAAGACUUUGAACGGUAAAGCAUUGAAGACCUGCAGCACUCACCUGGUUGCAUAUCUCAUAGUUUCUUUUAGUGGAUUGUCAACUAUAGCUCUACAUCGCUUCCCUCAAUACUCAGACUACAGAAAACUCAGCAGCAUUUUAUUUCAUAUUGUUCCUGGCAGCCUCAACCCCAUUAUUUAUGGACUUCAGUCCAGAGAGAUGCAAACUUUUAUGUUAAAGCUAUUUCGCGGAAAGAGAGUUUUGUCAUUAUAG